Papaver somniferum (opium poppy) is the source of this 1215-nucleotide messenger RNA. RefSeq lists its product as uncharacterized. The record is from RefSeq and is a predicted model, not a curated record. The transcript has 2 exons. Bases 1 to 1215 code for a protein of 404 amino acids. NCBI's taxonomy places the organism in Eukaryota, Viridiplantae, Streptophyta, Magnoliopsida, Ranunculales, Papaveraceae.
AUGGAGGUUAAUGACAUACAUAUUCAGUUGGAAACAAUGCUGAAACAAAAAUCUAGAAACCAGUGGGUGGUUGAAAGGGAAAGUAAUUCUAGCUUUUUUCACAACAGUAUUAAGAUUCGAAGAAGUAGUAAUACAAUUUCGGAGCUGGUGAAUGAGAAUGGGGUGACUAUUUCAAAAUGUAAUCAGAUUAAAGACCUUGCAGUAAAUUAUUUCAUGAACAAAUUUAAUGGUGAUGUUUCAGUUCUUGAUGAUUCACUUUUUGAGGUGGAGCAUGAGAGGAUUUCAGUGGAGGAGAGUAUUCGUAUGGAUCAAGUUCCUUCUUUUGAAGAGAUUCAUGAGGCAGUUUUCUCCUUAGGUGCGGAUAGUGCCCCGGGGCCAGAUGGGUUUGCUGAUCUUGGCUACUCGGCUGGUAGUGUUUUGGGUAAUCUCAUUUCAGAAGAGCAGGUGGCUUUUAUGAAGGGUAGAAAUAUCCAUGAAAAUAUUAGUCUUGCCUCGCAGAUGGUGAAUGAAAUUCAAAUUAAACGAAAAGAUGGGAAUGUUGGGUUGAAGCUAGAUAUUACACAAGCCUUUGAUACGGUGAGCUGGAAAUUUGUUUUGGUUUUUUUUAAAAGGUAUGGCUUUUCAGAUUGGUGGUGUGAUUGGAUUCUUAACAUCUUAAAUUCAUCUAGGAUUUAUGUGCUUGUUAAUAGUAAUCCGGAGGGCUACUUCAGUAUAGAUAGAGGACUUCGUCAAGGGGAUCCACUAUCUCCUCUGAUUUUUGUGUUAAUUGAGGAUGUUCUUAGUAGGAAUAUCACGAAACUCUUUCGUGAAGGUGCAAUGACUACUAUGGUUUCUAGAAAAGGUAUCUCUCCCACUCAUUUGUUUUUUGCAGAUGAUAUUAUGAUUUAUUGCAAGGGUAAUAUGAAAAGCUUGAGAAGUCUUGUGGCUUUAUUGGGUUAUUAUCAGCGUGCUUAUGGCCAAACGGUUAGUCGUGCAAAGAGUAAAAUAUAUUAUGGGGGAGGUUCUUUGCGAAGGAGAGCCACUAUUUCUGAAUUUUUGGGGAUGCCUAUUGCUACUUUCCCGGAUAGGUAUCUUGGAGUUAAAGUGAUGCCUGGUGCUGUUAAGUAUCACCAUAUUGCCAAUGUAGUUGAUAAAAUUAAGGAUCAAUUAGCGGGUUGGAAGGGAAUGAUGCUUUAUUUUCAAGAUAGAGUUAUGCUGGUUGUCUAUGAUUGCUAG